GGAAUCGAACACUUACUUCAUAAACAGCUGAUGUAGUUGAGGGUCUGAUGAGGAUGAAGUUUGCCGUCUGAUGAAGGAAAAAAGGGCGGUAGCCUCCUACACACCCCAUGUGCAUCUCUGGUCGCAUUUUGCAUUGUUAACCGAGUUGGAUUAAAUGCUCCUAUGCGUCCAUGAGCUAUGAGAUUAAAGGACGGAGACAUGGAUGAAAAUCUUCGGCAACCGUAUGAGGGCCAGCUAAUCAAGUUUACUAAUGUCGUAAAGGGAUGGCAAGCCCGUUGGUUUAUCCUUAACCCAGAAACUGGCACCCUAGAGUAUUAUCUUAGUGAGAGCGAUAAACGUGAAAGAGCUCGAGGAAGCAUUCAGUUAGCUGGGGCUGUCAUAUCCCCAAGUGAUGAAGAUUCCUAUACAUUCACUGUCUCACCUGCAGCAGGUGAAUCUUAUAAAUUACGGGCAACUGAUACUAGGGAUAGACAGAUGUGGCUUAACCGGUUACGAGUUGUGGCAGAAAUGAAACACAGAAGCAAUUGCUCACAUCGCACUCAAGGAGGGUCUACUGGAAGUUCACAACAAUUAAGCUCAGCCCCUCCAAUGGGACUGGCUGUCCUUGACGCCUUUACGCAGGUUGCAGAAGUAUUAGAAGAGUCUCGUAGGCAGCAUUCAGUCCUAGCCUCUGCGAUUGAAGACAUGCCAUCAUUUGGUACUGGUAUGAGAUGUACAGACUCAAAUUUGUUGUUACUGAAAGCGACCAGCCAAGCUACACUUAUUUGUUUAGAGCAAUGCUUAAGCAUUCUCAAAACCCAGCAUAUGUCCGCUCCAUAUCAUCAGCCUUCGCCUCCUGUAACCAGCCGCUAA
Molecule: messenger RNA, 852 nt
Organism: Macrobrachium nipponense
Lineage: Eukaryota; Metazoa; Arthropoda; Malacostraca; Decapoda; Palaemonidae
Product: oxysterol-binding protein-related protein 11-like
Exons: 5
Coding region: 178-852 (224 amino acids)
Biological process (GO): endosome organization; retrograde transport, endosome to Golgi; receptor recycling
Cellular component (GO): recycling endosome; early endosome; trans-Golgi network
Source: RefSeq, a predicted model, not a curated record